AUGGCGGUGCAAGUGCAAGUGCAAGCGAGGUUUGGGGCAUGGAACAGAAAUGGCAUAGGAAUAGUACGGUGUUCGAGCGAGGGAGAAGAUAAACUGAAAGUGAAAGAGGCAGUUGUGUGGUCUCCGGCGAAGGAAUUGGCUGCGAAAUUUGAGCGGCGGCUUCUUGUGGGUAUAGGUUCGGCUUCACUUGUAGCUUUAGGUGCAAAUUUUGGUGGCAUCACAAGUUUUUUGUUAGGUUUGUCGCCAUUGAAUGGUCGUAAGCUGAAGCUAGACGUGCUUUAUCCCAUCGGCGGUUAUACCCGUUACAUUGAUACCAGGGAGGGAUUCGAAUUUAUAUACCCGAAGAAUUGGGUUGGAGAUCAGACACUACUGUAUCGAGCGGCUAAAAAAAGAGAAAUGGAACUAUCAUUGGAUCCUCCACCGCUGAAUUUUCGGCCACGUUCUAAUGUCACGGAACCAGUUGUUGCAUUUGGUCCCCCGGGUUCCAAUGGUGAACUCAAUCUUAGUGUUAUUGUUUCGCCAGUUGCUCAAGACUUCUUGAUUGAAGCAUUUGGAAGCCCUCGGGAGGUGGGGGAAGCUGUAAUUCGAACCAUAACAGGAUCAGGGCAGCGCCCGGACUUGAAGGGAACAUUGAUAGAAUCAAGUUUGAGAGAAGAUCCCGCUAAAAAUGCCAAAUACUAUGAGUUAGAAUUCAAAGUUGAGAGCCCCUCUUUCCGGCGACACAAUGUUUGUGUCUGCUGUGCACGUGCUGGUAGGCUUUUUACGUUAAAUGCCCAGGCACCUGAAUCAGCCUGGCCUGGGUUGAAGUCAGAUUUCUAUACAAUUGCUGAUUCGUUCAAUCUCACAAGUUAG
Molecule: messenger RNA, 852 nt
Organism: Lathyrus sativus (Indian pea)
Lineage: Eukaryota; Viridiplantae; Streptophyta; Magnoliopsida; Fabales; Fabaceae
Source: the annotation of a GenBank genome assembly